UUUUCUUCGGCUUAUAAACAGGGAAGUAGUAAAUUGUACCUGAAUAGUCAAGAAUUAUAUAACAAAUUUUGCCAAUGGUUUAUCGUAAUGUCAGUUAACUGGACAUUCGUUUAUAUGGUUCUGUCCACUUAUUUUGUGAUUACAUUGUCGCAAUGUUAUCUUAACGGGCGCUGUAUAUGUCACUGUGACUGUGAAAGUGGAUGUACUUCCUGCUACAAAGGUUGGAGCGGAUCCAAAGAUAAUGUAUGCCAAAGAAAAAACAUUGCAUAUAUACCACCAAAAGAGCAAAUAGAAUCCAAGGACCCAACAGUUGAAAAAACCCAGCACGCAUUUGACGAGAACAUAACUUCAUUUUACAAAACAGGGCACAACAGCACCCAACAGCUUUUAUUUAAGUUUCGAAACAUCAAGAGAAUAAAAUAUUUGCACAUCAUUUCAACGGCAGAUCUGUCAGCAUUUGUCCAUCUAUCAGCUUCGACUGAAAAUUCCACAUCUAGAAUACAAACGCAAACUGAGGUAUAUCUGAAGAGUUCAAUCGAAAGAAAUAUAACAUGGUGUGGAACAAUUCAGCCAACUAUGGAGACUUCUGACCAUUACCUUAAUUGCACUGAUGCAAUUAUCGGAAGCUUAAUUAACAUUUACUUCAAUGGAGGAUCGUUGCUGCUCAAUGAGAUAAAAGUGUAUGAGUGUAGUUUUGGUACAUACGGAUUUCAGUGUGAAAAUAUAUGCAGAAACUGCAUAAGCAAUCAAUGUGACGGUAUUACGGGAAUCUGCAUAUUAGGGUGUAGAAAUGGCUGGUGGGGCGAUCUGUGCGAUAUGGAAUGUGCAUCAGUUUGUGUUGAAAGCUGUGAUAGAAGCAAUGGUCAUUGUUCUAAGUGCAUUUCUGGAAAGUAUGGUCCAAACUGUUCAGAAUCCUGCAGCAGAAACUGUAAGCCAGCAGGCAUCUGUCUCCAGGAUGGGGAAUGUCAAAAUGGCUGUCUGGAAGGAUGGUCAGGGCCAAUGUGCUAUCAAAAAUGUUUCGACGGGAACUGUAACAAUUUAAACUAUACUUUAACCCCAGCAUUGUGUGAACAGUGUAAUGGCAGUAAAGGGGAAUGCCAGAGAUGCCGUUCAGACUAUUUGUUGUGUGCAGAUGACUUGGGGAACUGUUUGAAAUGUGAUAAUGGGUUUGGGAAUUGUACAGAAUGUAUUAAAGGGCGAUAUGGGGCUCAAUGCAAAAUGAAUUGCAGUGACCAUUGUAUUGGUAAAGACUGUGACUUUGAUGGACUAUGUACUUUAGGGUGUGAGGAGGGCUUUUCAGGAGGAACGUGUACAGAACUAAUCCAAACGAGCGUGAUUGAGUCAUUUAGAGCACCCUAUAUAAUUGCUGUAUCUGUUCUUGGUGUCUUAUGUACGAGUUUUGCAGUUCUGCUCAUUCGAUUCAAGAUGAAAGACAAAAGGUACAGAAUCAUAGGGCAUGGUGGAUUGAAGAAAGAAAGUGAAAUGCAGGUAACGUAUGAAUGUUCACGAGUCAUCCAUGAAGCUGACCAUGGAUACGAAACAGUUACAAACUCAUGUCAUACCCUGCAACUUGCUGACCAAGACAACGAAUGUGUCAGAGAACCAGAUUAUCAAACUAUUGAUUUUUGUACAGUUUGAUAUUUAUGUUUGAUCAGAUUAUAACUGCAAGCAUUAUAUUAUUUUAAUGG
Messenger RNA from Saccostrea cuccullata (small rock oyster), 1688 nucleotides. RefSeq names its product protein draper-like. Bases 88 to 1638 code for a protein of 516 amino acids. The transcript has 8 exons. The record is from RefSeq and is a predicted model, not a curated record. Gene Ontology annotation, molecular function: scavenger receptor activity. NCBI's taxonomy places the organism in Eukaryota, Metazoa, Mollusca, Bivalvia, Ostreida, Ostreidae.